Molecule: messenger RNA, 215 nt
Organism: Ilex paraguariensis (yerba mate)
Lineage: Eukaryota; Viridiplantae; Streptophyta; Magnoliopsida; Aquifoliales; Aquifoliaceae
Source: the annotation of a GenBank genome assembly
CAAAUGAAACUACCAUAAAUCGAAAACAAAUGGAUUGCGAGGACCAGGGUUUGAUUGUCCAGGCUUGGUCGAAGGAGGGUAAGAGAGCUGAUAAGAGUUUUGAUAAGUUGACUGAAGGUCUGGAAGGGAUUUGGAGCUUCUGGAAGAGGAUUUUGAUAAGUGAUUGGAGGCUAGGUCAGGGCUUUACAAUUUCAAUUUGGGUUGGAAGAGGUUGA